AUGGAUAGAGGCGAGGUAGAGUUUGGGAGUGUACCUGAUUCUGCAGCAAAAGGACUAGGGGCUCAGGGAUUUGGCCCAAUGAACUACCAUAUGACAAGGAAGAACAGCACCGUGGCAGUUGCGGGUUUCGCUGGGGCAUUGUACAAGAUUCAUGUCUCACUGUCACUGACGCUCACUGCCAAGUCAGAAAUGGAGAUCACGCGGAGUAGUAAACCGUGGAGCUUUCUGCUGUUCGUCGUCACCGCGGCGUCUCGCUUCCCGGCAACCACGGCGGGCUGGUCGAAGGGCUCCGCCACGUUCUACGGCGGCAGCGACGCCUCCGGCACCAUGGGUGGGGCGUGCGGGUACGGGAACCUGUACUGGUCGGGGUACGGGACGCGCACGGCGGCGCUGAGCUCGGCGCUGUUCAACGACGGCGCGUCGUGCGGGGAGUGCUACCAGGUGGCGUGCGACCACGAGUCGGAGGCGCGGUGGUGCCUGCCGGGGAAGUCGGUCACCGUCACGGCCACCAACUUCUGCCCGCCCAACUACGAGCUCUCCGGCGACGACGGCGGCUGGUGCAACCCGCCGCGCGCGCACUUCGACAUGGCCCAGCCCGCCUGGCUCCGCAUCGGCAUCUACAAGGGCGGCAUCGUGCCGGUGCUCUACCAAAGGGUGGCGUGCGUGAAGCAGGGAGGGGUGCGGUUCACGAUGGGGGGCUUCGAGCGCUUCCUGCUGGUGCUCAUCUCCAACGUGGCCGGGACCGGGUCGGUCAAGGCGGUGUGGGUGAAGGGGACGGGCACGGAGAGGAUGCCGAUGAGCAGGAACUGGGGCGCACACUGGCAGUCCCCCGCCGCGCUCGUCGGCCAGGCGAUCACCUUCGGGGUCACCGACACCGCCGGCCAGACCGUCGUCUUCCAGAACGUCGUGCCGGCGUGGUGGAGGUUUGGCCAGGCCUUCACCUCCAACAUUCAGUUCUCCACUUCUGCUCAAUCGCUCUAG
This is a messenger RNA of Lolium rigidum, 981 nucleotides long. Its product is annotated as expansin-A15-like. Gene Ontology annotation, biological process: plant-type cell wall organization. Gene Ontology annotation, cellular component: extracellular region. The coding region runs from base 1 to 981 and encodes 326 amino acids. The transcript is spliced from 4 exons. The record is from RefSeq and is a predicted model, not a curated record. NCBI's taxonomy places the organism in Eukaryota, Viridiplantae, Streptophyta, Magnoliopsida, Poales, Poaceae.